This is a messenger RNA of Schistosoma turkestanicum, 7226 nucleotides long. The record is from the annotation of a GenBank genome assembly. Lineage: Eukaryota; Metazoa; Platyhelminthes; Trematoda; Strigeidida; Schistosomatidae.
AUGCCUUCCGAGAAAGAACAUAUUAACGCUGUUGUUAUUGGACAUGUCGAUAGUGGAAAAUCCACUACCACUGGACAUCUAAUUUACAAAUGCGGUGGCAUUGACAAACGUACUAUUGAUAAAUUCGAGAAAGAGGCUGCUGAGAUGGGUAAGGGUUUUUUUAAAUAUGCUUGGGUGUUGGAUAAACUGAAAGCUGAACGUGAGAGUGGUAUCACUAUCGAUAUUGCCUUGUGGAGGUUUGAAACCAAUAAGUACAAUGUCACAGUUAUUGAUGCACAUGGUCAUCGGGAUUUCAUCAAGAAUAUGAUCACAGGAACAAGUCAAGCUGAUUUUGCUGUACUGAUUGUUGCUGAUGGUGUUGAUGCAAUAGAUAAAGUGGAACCUCCAUCUAGACCAACAAACAAACCUCUCCGAAUUCCGUUGCAAGAUGUCUACAAGAUAGGUGGUAUUGGUACUGUUCCUGUUGGUCGCGUCGAGAUUGGUAUCGUCAAGCCUGGUAUGGUCGUGACAUUUGCUCCGCAAGGGUUAACGACAGAAGUCAAAUGUAUGCGAAAUGACCAGCUUCGACCUGAUUUACGUGCAUCUUUUACACGAUUAUUAUUAAAUCUUCAUGUUGAUCGUGAUCCACAAGAAUUACAUCAACCUAUUCAAUAUGCUCGUUUAUGGAGUACAUUAGGCAUAAAAUCGGAUAUUCCCAGUUAUGAAAAGCUAAACAAUGCCACAAUGAAACAAACCACUUUCGUAAUGGAUUUUAUGAAGAUUAAGAAUUUUAUUAAUGAUUAUUUGAAUGAUAUAUUAUCUAGUGGUGGUGAUUUAUCUCAACCGGGUUACAACAAUCAAUUAUUCAAUGAAGUUAUUAAUCUUUCUAAGCAUUUGGUAUUUUUUGGUCUUUACACUAUGAAUGAAUUAUUGAUUCUUGGUCAAAAGCUGAUAUUCAUACUUGAUCAAUGGGGUAAUACAGAUGAUUUAACUGAUCAUUUACAUAAAAAACUGAUGAACAAUUCUUCAUCACCAAUCAGUAGUUCAAAUGAAGAUAAAUUAUUCGAUUUGAAAUUAAAAACUUUGGAUAUCAUUGAAUAUAUUUUAGAUGUUCGUGUAGAUUAUCAAAUUUUCUGUCUAUUAACUACUCUUCAAAGAGUUCUACAAACGGAAACUGAUUCAACUGACUUGGAAUUUGAAGAUACGGAAAAAGAAAAAACAUUAGAAUUGUCAAAGGAAAUUAAAAAUCAACUUACAAAUUUAUUUCCUUCAAACUUCUCAUCGAAUACUCUUGAAUUUAAUGACAAUCAUUUACAAAAUAAUAAUUCAAUCAGGCGCAACAAAUUAACUAUUUUCAAUUUGGAUGGUUAUAAUGAUCAAUUAUUAAUUAGUGUAUUAGCACGUCUAUGUAUUUCCAAUAGUGUGGAAUUAAAAUCCAAAUCAUUACAACUUCUGUUUCGACAUUUUGGUCAACAAGAAGAAUUAAUCAGUAGAUUGAAACAGGUUCAACUUUUAGUAUCCAAUAAAGGAAUAUGCAUAUAUCGUCAACUAAAGCAUCAAUUAGAUACAUUGCGUGGUUUAAUUGAAAAAUCUGAAUUAUGGAUGCAUGACAAGAACUGUAUGAUCAAGUCAAACAAUAAUAAUAAUACUGUUCAAAUUCACAAUGAAUGUAAUUGUAUGAAAAAUUAUGCAUUGGUUAAAGAUAUACUUAAUCAUAUUAUAUCAUUGUGUCAAUUAGAACAAAAUGAUUUAUCACCAUCGAACAUUGAACAAGUUGAAAAUGAUGUUAUAAAUACUAUUAGUACUGAAAUCAAUAUACAAAUCAACAGUAAACUACUUAAAACGAUGAAUAAAUUAUCAUCCAUAUCAUCGUCAUCAUCAUCAUUUACUUUUGAACAAAUACAACAACUUUUACGUCAUUUAAGUGUGCAUACCAUUUUGAAAGAAUUAUUGAAUAUACAAUUUAAAUGUACCAAUAUGAUAUUCAAUGAAAUUAUUCAUUUGACCAAAUAUAUUUUAUGCUUAUUUUGUUAUAACAAUGAAAUCAAUCAAAAAUUAUUAUAUCCAUAUUUAAAUAAAUUUAUUACAAUUGAAGUUGAUGAUGCUGAAGUAUGUUUAUGGAUUUUUAAAAAUAACACAGAACUAUGCAUGAUGAUUGAUCGUUCAAUGAUUAGAAAAUUUUGUUUUCUACUUCAAACCACAUGUCCUUGCGAUCAUUGGCUUGAUGUAUUGAUUACCAUUGUGAAACCAAAUAAUGAAAUAUUAAAACCAAUACAAGAAAUGAUUUCAAAUGAGCUUUGUUCCAUGUUUGAUGAUCGAUUAUUUCUAAUGAAUAGUUUUGCACGUAUACACAAUCUCCUUGAAUCAUUGUUAUCUACUACUACUACUACUACUGACAACAACAACAACAACAAUACUACUGCUACUAUUACAUUUAAACAAGACUUAAUAUUCAAUGUUAAAUUUUUGCAUUUACUCAAUAUACUGCUAAUACUACCGGUACCGGUACAACAACAAACAGGAGAGAAUGAAAUGUUAUUGAGAAAAAAAUUGUCAAAAUGGUUUAAAUUUAGGGAUUUCAUGAAAAUUAUUUUACAUCCAAUGAUGCAAAGUAAUGAAUUGUGCGAUUUACGACAUGUUUACAUGGAAAUGUUAACGAAUUUAUGCUGCUGUUCCAGUGUAUAUUGGAAAAAAUAUGUAAUGUCGUUAGAAGACUAUGAUGAAUCAUUUGGAUUGUUAUGGAAAAAGUUGGCUGAUGAAUUGGAUGAAAUUUAUCUCAAUAAAAAAUCGAAUAAUGAGUAUAAAAUAUUUCUUAGAGAUUCUAUUAUUCCAUGUGUUAUGAAAAUAUUUUCUAACAUUCAAUUAUUGGAAUAUCAACAAUCACAGUUUCAUCGAGACGCAAGUCGAUAUUUAAUGCAUAAACUAAUACAAUUGAAAAAUGAUCCAUUAUUAGGUACCGUUUCAUUUGAAUGUUCACAAAUGAUCAUGCGCACUACAAUCUCAUCAACAAGUGUUCCAGUUUCACCAGAAUUCUCUUUUCAGCCGCAUAUUUUUAUGACCAAUACUUCUGAUACAGAUUUAUGUAAAAUACGCGAAGAUGAAAAUUCGCUUCAUAACGACAAUACAUCAAGUGAUCUGCGAGAUAGUGGAUUACCAGAUGAAAAUUCACUAGAUUCAAAUCUAUGUGAAAUAGUCAAUGAUCAAAAUAUUCAAAAAUGUCUGAUGAAUAAAUGUUUAAAUGAAGUGCAAGUAGAAAGUCACUUGAAUCAUGAUGUGGAUCGAUCAAUAUCGCAAGCAUUUGCAAGGAAUAUAGAGAAACAAUUCAAUAAUAUGAUUAAAGAAAUUGAAUUCCAGCUGAAUUCAUCCAUUUCUGAUGAGUAUAAUUCACUGAUUGAAUUUCUACAAUAUCCAAUGAAUUUUAUUGAACCAAAUGAAAUUGUGUCAUUAAACAGAGUUGAUAAUUUCUCAUAUAAUGCGUUCAUAGCUUCAUUAGUACAACAUGCAAAUGAUUUGAUUGCAUUGGGUUUUGAAAGUCAAUUUGUCAAACUUUUGCAAGUUUUUACUUCUCUAUCUAAAGCACCUAUAAUGAAGUCUAUCCCAAUGGAAAUGAAAUGGAAUUUUGAUGAAUUGUCUAAUAUCAAUCAUCAUCAUCAUCAUCAUACAAUGAGUAUACAUUAUUUUCUAUGUUCCAAUGGAAUAUGUGAUUUGAUUAUACGUUGUAUGGAAAAUUUGAAUACAUCCGAAUUGAUAUUUAUUAUGGCAAAUGAAUUAGCUAUAAAUUUAUUAAAGCAUAGUAAUAAAUAUGUACAGGAAUGCUUUUACACGAUUCUAUCGAAACCGAAACAACAUGAGGAAUUUUUCAGUUCAAUGUUUCAACGUUUUCAUAAUGUUUACAGUCAAGUGGAUAAUAAUAUGACAAAAAAUAAUUUUUUGUUGAAAGAAGACUGUACAAAGCCUACUAAUAAUUAUUCAGAUUGCUUGAAUCCAUCACUUAUGACUGGCAAGAAUGUACCAGUACUGAUGAGUUUACAAUUUUUACAGACUUUAUGUCACAAAAGUAAUCUUAGACUACAGGAAUUAUUACGUGUUCAACCGCAUAAUGUAACAAAUUUUAAUUUAAUUGAAGAAAUCAAGUCAUUAUUUAUUAAUUUGUGGAAAAUCAAUGAAAACCUAAUCAAUACUGCAAUGUUUAACAACUCCAACGAUAACACUAGUAGUCGUAUUAGCGGCGGUAAUGAUAAUAAUCGAAGUAUCGACAAUCUGCAUAACUCUGAUGCGAAUCAUGAAACAAACGAAUCAAUGAAACAGAAAUAUCUUAACACUGUGACAGCUGAAAAUAGUAGGGUGAAAAUCUUACAGAAUAACAAGAAUCUGAUUGAGUCAAAAACCAUGAUAGAUCAGAGACAAUUGAACAAAUCAUCAACAUCAUCAGCGUUCGAAAUGACUCACAGCCAACAACCGCACAAAAUCAUGACGAACAAUAAUAAUAAUAAUAAUAAUAAUAAUAAUUCAAUACAGUUUAUUCAACCACAAAUUAUCUUACUCAUUUUAACAUGUCUCAUUGAAUUUUGUCAAGGUCCAUGUGUCAAUAAUCAAAAUGAAAUUUUAUUUGGUAGUCCGAAUAUUUUACACAUAUUAAUGAAUUUAAUUUUGAAUUCAUCAAUAUGGAUAAGAAAUAAUAAGAAAUUUCGUGAUUUCACGAGUACACUAGCUGAAAUCAAUUAUCUAUCUAUUAAACUACUGCUAGCUGUGUUAGAAGGCCGUCAUGAAGACAAAGUUUUUCAACAACUAAUAGAUCUUUGUCCAUUAGAUAAGUUGAUAAGUACAAUUAGAAAUUAUCAUAUUUUAUCAGAAGAUACAAAUUUGGCAACGAAUCAACCACAUGAAUUAUUUCAUAAAUGUGGACAUUCAUUAUUCAUUUUAACACAAUAUUUGUAUAAAUGUUUGCCAGUCAUUCUUAAACAUAUGAGAAUUAGUGAAAGCAAUAAUCACAAUAAUCAUUACAAUGAAUUGUCAAAAAUCAAAUGUUACAAUACUAAAGAAAGCAGAAAUGAUUGGUAUGCAAUGAAAUGUACAAAUACUACUGAUAUACCAUUGAAUGAUGUGAAAAAAUUCAAUUUGAUGAAUGGUACAGUUAUCAAACGUUUAAUCAAAAGUAAAACGGAUCAUAUUUUAAGCCUUCAGCAUUAUUCAAUUAAUACAGCACAGAUAGAGAUUGUACGAGCCGAUAAUAAAAUUGAACGAAUCAUUUUCCCAAUUCCUAAAAUUUGUCAUUAUUUAACUUUUACUAAAAAAUGUCAACUAUUAAAAAUCAGUAAUAUGGAUGAUGAUUAUUCGAAAAUACCAUCAUUAUGCAACAGGAUUCAAGAGAUUUAUGCUGAAAUGUUAUGUGCUGAACAUAUGCUUAUUCAUCCAUGGAUGCAUUGGUUUUCAUUACAAUCUCAAUGGUUAUUGGAUGCAAGUUUUUAUAGAACAUUAUGUUUAAAUUGUUUAUUGAUUAGUUUCUAUCCACUACAAGGAGAAUGUUUAUCUUACUACGGCAUUUGUAAUUUGGAAAAUCAGUUAACCAUUAUAUCAAUUGCUUUAUUCACUGUUCUCUUAUGCCUUAUUAGUAGUUGUUAUUCCAAACAAUUAUCUGUUCAUUUCUAUAUUGGAUUAGAAAUUUUCUAUUUAUUACUGACAUGCAAUACACAAAAUGUCAUUUUGAUAUUAGGAAUAAUUAAUUUUAUUUUCAGAUUUACAAAUUUACUCAUUAUUUUCAAACAAUAUUUCCUUAUUAAUAAUGAUUAUAAAAAUUGUCUAUUCUCAAAUGAAUUCCAAUGGAAAUGUACAGACCUAUUGCGUAACAAUAAUAAUCAUAAUAAUCAUAACAAUAGUAAUGAUAACAAUUCGGAAAAGACAAAAUCACUCAACACCAAGCAGAAAAUAUCAUCUUUACUCUUAUCAUGGUGGUAUACUAGUUACUUGAUUGUUGUACAUGAACUAUUGCAUUGUUUCAAAGUGUUUUUCUGUGCAUUGAUUACAAAAUCUGGAAAUCUCAAUCAAUUGAAUUGUAAAUUAAUUUACAAUAUCAUUUUAAUUCUAUUUAAUGCUGCUGGAAUUAUGUUACAUCCAUUCUUUUAUAGUUUAGUGCUACUUGAUGUGGUCACCCGUGAAGAGACAUUGUUGAAUGUUGUCCGUUCAGUGACAAAAAAUGGUCGAUCAAUUUUCUUAACUGGGAUUUUAGCCUUGAUCAUUAUCUAUUUAUAUUCGAUCAUUGGAUAUGCUUAUUUUCAAAAUGAUUUCACCAUUGAAAUUGAUUUAACAGAUGAUCAUGGAAGUGGUGAUAGUAGUACAGAACGUCGAUGUGAUUCACUACGUAUGUGUAUAUUGACAACACUUCGAGAAGGAUUAUUGAAUGGUGGAGGAAUUGGUGAUGUACUCAGACGUCCAAGCAAUAAAGAUAAUUCAUUUUUAUUUCGAACAAUUUAUGAUAUGUCAUUUUUUGUCAUUGUUAUUAUAAUUAUAUUAAAUUUAAUAUUUGGUGUCAUAGUGGAUACAUUUGCAGCAUUACGUCAAGAAAAACAAAAUUCCGAGGAGUUAAAUAAAAACCAUUGUUGUGUAUGUGGUCUACAUCGUUCAGCAUUUGAUCAGUCCAAUAUAAAUUUUGAUGAACAUAUUGAUAUUGAACAUAAUGUAUGGCAUUAUUUAUAUUUUAUUAUUUAUUUGCGAACAAAAUCAGUGGACAGUUUAACUGGUUUAGAAAUUUAUAUUGAUAAACUGAUCAAAAAAAAUGAAUUCAAAUGGAUACCACGUAGACGAGCUAUGACAUUGCAUAAUGCAGAAAAUGAUUCUUCUGAAAAAUCAGAAGAACUUGUUAAAUUAACAAAUACACUUAAUAAAACAAUCCAAACAAUGGAUUCACUUAGCGAAGCUUUUAAAAAAUUAUCUACACAGAUCAAUGAACAUUAUAUGGAAAAAACCAAAAAGAAAUUACUCUCUUCAAUAGUGAAUUCUACUUGGAAUAAAAAUGACAAUGAAGGAAUUCAUGGUGAAGGUGGUUGUGAACAGUAGUAGUAAUGUAUCAAUGGAAUGUUUUGUUUUGUUUUAAUGUAAUAAACUAUUCAAAAAUAACAUUGAACCAAUGAUGAUUAAUGCGGGUAUUUCAAUGUUUCACGUUUUGCUGUUGUUGUUGUUGUUGGUUAUUCAAGUCAAAAUAAUAUGAACUAGAUAGGUAGAUGCUUUAAUUCACAAUGUUAUUCUUAUAU